Molecule: messenger RNA, 3354 nt
Organism: Aureobasidium pullulans EXF-150
Lineage: Eukaryota; Fungi; Ascomycota; Dothideomycetes; Dothideales; Saccotheciaceae
Exons: 5
Coding region: 1-3354 (1117 amino acids)
Biological process (GO): transmembrane transport
Molecular function (GO): transmembrane transporter activity
Source: RefSeq, a predicted model, not a curated record
AUGGUGACUACUCGUAUACGACUACCUUGGUUGGUCGCUGAGCCAUCUCCAGGCGCAUCCACGCCAUCCACCUACGAUUCGACUCCUCCCAGCGAGCGAGACAUGCCUGCCACUCUACCUCGCAAAGAUCCUGCCUCCUAUGAGAGACUCGUCAAGGCACCUGUGAUCAGCGACUCGCCGGCAUCGUCAGCCAAAUCGCCCACCUGGCCAAUGGUCCCCCUCUCUGAGCUGGAUAUCCAGAUUCCAGUCCGGUCAUCCAGUCUGGCCUCGACGCCAUCUGAAGCACGCGUCUCAUCGCCCGACCCAUCCAACUUGGGAGUGUACAACGACGGCACUCUUUCUCGCAAGCCAACCGUUCGCAAUGCUGUGACGUUCCGUUCUCCAGACGUCUCCCCCAAGACUCUAUCACCGCCCUCAUCUUCGUCAACGGACAAGGACAGAAAGAACCUUGAGCGUGCCGUCACUGGUCUCCACAACCUGAUGGAAGAAGCUUUGACUGUUGCUCAUGAUGCCGCUCACAACAACAGGACUGAAGAUGUGGCCCAGAUCCUCGAUGAAGCCAAGAUUGCCCUUCGCAAGUCAAGCACCGUGCAUGGCUACAUGACCUCUCCGCUUCCCAUUGACGACGCCGAGAGUGAUGAGUACUUCUCCUCUGACGACUACGAUCAAGGUUCCGAUUCUGAUGCCGAUAUCGAGUCCAACGUGUCAUCUCUGCCGCCGAAAGAGGCCAUCUCGAAUGAUACCAUCCCGACAGCCUACACCAAGAGUAAGAGCGGCCUUUCUUUGAAGCCGGUUUCGACCACUCCAGUUGCCAGCGCCGCCCCUCGAUACUCGAUCAGGCAACAUUCUGUCGUGCACCCCAUUGUCAGUCCACCCUUUGAGCAAGACGGUAGACGACCAGCUUCACACCAAGGGGCGGUCCUGGUGUCAUCGUCAGAAGACUUCUCAAUGACUCAAACUCCACCUCAGAUGUACUCCAAAGCUGCUGCAGAGCCUGACACACAUGACUGGGCUUAUGUCAAGCGCCCUUCAACCCGUCGCGACCGUAGAGGCGGUUCGGAGCCUGGCAUGGCUAGCCAAGAUGAAACGGUUCUGCCGGCCUCUACCGGAGAAAGAGCCUUUGUCAUGCUGCCACCCCUCAUCUCGCAAGACGCAUCCGUGAGAACUCCAGAGCAGAUGCCAUACCAACCUCUUCGUAUCUCGAUGCCCAACGUGCCACUUCGUCGAUCUCUUCGACCUGUUCGUUCUGACCCUCAGCUGUCAAGUACACCUUCGCCACCACGUCAGCCGGCAACAUAUGCCGUCUAUGAUCCAAAGCACUAUGUCACUCCAGACUACCCAACCACCAAUUAUCCUGCCACGAGUCAGCCGGAGGCUUCAGGACUGCCUCCAGCUCCUGCCAAACAACGAAGGGAUGUAGUUGCACCUUUGCCUACAUCUACCCAGCCGAUCCAACCCGCCCAGCUUGCAUCUGGGCCUGGUCAACCUCCUCCAGCAAACGUCCCAUCUCCAGACUUGAGCUUGAAACAUCCACGCAAGAACCACAUCAGCUUGAGAGACGAGCAAGGUUUCCGCUUCCACAGAUAUCGUCGUUCACCCAUCGCCAGAGAAUGGAAGAUCGGCCGCAAACGCAUCACCGCCGUUGUUGCCUGUCUGAAUACCAUGCUUGUCGGAUUAAUUGCAGGUGUCUAUGCCGGCGAAGUACCCAAGAUUCAGUACAAGCUAGGAGAUGAGCAUCACCAUGUAAUAUUGGGAAACGUGCUGCUUUACGUUGGCAUGGGAAUCACUACACUCAUUUUCUGGCCAUUACCGCUUCUGCACGGACGCAGACCUUACACUCUGGCAGCACUUGCGGUCGCGAUCCCGCUCCAGUUUCCACAGUCAAUUGCAACAGCUUUUGCGAGAGGUCCUCAUCUGACAAAGGCUCUUGUUGGUCUGCUUGUUCCUCGCUUCUUUCUCGGAUUUGUUCUUGGCUUCGCGCACAUCAAUUUUCUGUCAACUCUGCUCGAUUUAUUCGGUGCAUCACUGCAAUCCCGAAACCCUCAUCAAGAGAUUGUCGUGUACGAUGAUGUCCGUCGUCAAGGCGGAGGUAUGGGGAUCUGGCUAGGCCUCUGGUCAUGGUGCUUCGUUGGAUCCCUUUCUCUUGGUUUCCUCAUCGGUGCUUCAAUUACGCAGCACCUUGCUCCGGCAUGGGGCUUCUACGUCGUGGUCAUAUUACUCUCCUUCUUCAUCUUGAUCAACGUCAUUGCACCCGAGACACGCCGCGCUCCUUAUCGACGAUCGGUCUUGAGGUAUAUGGACGAGGACGAAAAGCUCAAGAAACGUGUUGCACGUGGCGAGAUCAAGCUUCAUCUUGACCAAGACGGUCCCAAGUACUGGUGGGAGGAAGUCUGGGCUGGCAUGCGGCUCAUGGGCCAUAUGUUUUGCCAGUUCGGCUUUUUUGUACUCGCUGUGUACUUGGCUUGGAUCUAUGCCUUGGUUGUGCUCAUCACAUUGCUCCUGGGUGCAUUGCUUUCUCGUAACUACAGGUGGCAGCCUCAGUACAUCGGACUCGCAGUCUUUGCUGUCGCAGUGGGCGCAGCGCUCGCUGUCCCACUGACAAAGGCCAAUGUUUUCUCUCGCGACAGAGUUCAACCAACACGAACCGACAGUGGCACCUUCGAAGCACGUGUUACAUGGUCGUCACAUCUGCUCAGAAGAUGUCUGUUCACUUUCGCUCUGCCGAUCGCUGGUCUUGCGUACGUACUAGCCUCUCCUGGGCCCAUUGUGAAAGCAGCUGGCCCCACUGUUCUUGCUGCUAUCAUUGGCUUCCUUGCAUGCCUCGCCGUUGCUGAAUGCAUUGGUUUGGCAAUGGAGGCUUUCGACACUAGCGACCUUCAACCCGGAGUGAACAGCAAGCACCGUUUGCAAAGUAUGGAAAGCGCCACUCGAAGAAGACGCACGAACUAUUCGUCCUACCCACGUGUGUGUGCUGGUAUCUUCGCUGCUCAAGGUAUUGGAUUCUUCUUCGCAGCCGCUGCAACCGCAGUGAGUGGCAACAUGACCCGAGCUCUUGGAGCGCAAGCGGCCACUGGAGUCACAGUCGGCAUUUUGCUCGGCUUGACAAUGCUGUUGUCACUCGUCAUGUGGCGCUUCAGAUCUGUCCAAGUGAUCCCGAAUGGUGCCUUUGGGUCUCGUGGAGGAGGAAGCUUUGACACAAGAGCAGACCAGGACUGGAAGCCUGUGGUGAUUGGCAACCCUUCGGGAAAGAUGAGACGUAUGAACUUUCUCGAGAUGGGAUCAUUCAGCAGGUGGACCGAGAUUCGCAAGUUGAACAACUUAUCCGCAGACGACAAGAAGCGGUAUGUGGGGUGA